Molecule: messenger RNA, 3971 nt
Organism: Neocloeon triangulifer
Lineage: Eukaryota; Metazoa; Arthropoda; Insecta; Ephemeroptera; Baetidae
Product: hemicentin-1-like
Exons: 14
Coding region: 311-2908 (865 amino acids)
Molecular function (GO): protein binding
Source: RefSeq, a predicted model, not a curated record
GCGAACCGGCGUGGCCAGUCUCGUUCCAGCCUCGGCCCAAAACACUUCUUCGGUCGCGUUUGCUCCAACUCUUCUCUCCUCACAAAAUUAAGCAAAACUUUACUGCUGCCAGUGCUCUCUCCAAAGACGUGCUCAGUGCCCGCUCGUGCGGAUUAUUUUUGGAUUACAAAUUCCCGAGCUGCCGAGUCGUCGAGUUGUCAGUUGUGGUGGGCGUGAUUAACUAGAUCGUGUACCGCGCGCUGAAAACUGCAGCGAGGACAAUGAAAGUGUAGACCUGGCCGUGGCAUCUGGCUGCAGCUUGACGAAGACAAUGGCUGGUGCACACGCGAUGCUCUGGCUGCUGUUGCUGGUGGCAGGUGGUGCCGCACUCGCCACCCCCGACGACGCCCUGGACUUCCAAAAAAAUCUUCCGGCUCCAGAAGUCAUUUGGGCAGUUCAAGGCCAAGACGCUGAGUUGCCAUGCGACAUCACAGCCCCAAUUUUAGGGGACAAAGUCAACAUGGUGCUUUGGUUCAAGGACAGUACUGGGAUUCCGCUAUACAGCGUUGACGCUCGCGGCGGAACCCUGGAGUCUGGACCGCACUGGGCGAUGUCCAGUGCUUUCGGCUUAAGGACCUUUUUCAUGAGUGGCACGAACGGCGCCGGAAAACUGCGAAUCAAAAAAGUUGAGGCCGAGGACCAGGGAGUGUACAGAUGCCGAGUCGACUUCCUCAACUCUCGGACCAAAAACUUCCGAGUCAAUCUCACCAUAGUCGUUCCACCCGACACUCCGCAGAUUUACAACGCCCAAGGGGAAGAGGUAGUGAGUGAGGCAGGUCCGUUCCUAGAAGGAUAUGACCUAUAUCUGUCGUGCCAUGUGACGGGAGGCCAGCCCAAGUCGAGUGUCUCUUGGUGGAUGGGGAACCAGCUGCUCGACGCAACGCACGACGCCGAAUCGACCAACUCGAACGUGUCAAUCAACCAGCUGUUCCUGCCGAGCGUCGGUCGUUCUUUGUGGGGCCAACGCAUGGCCUGUCACGCCCGAAACUCAAAUAUGACGUCCUCGGUGGUGAAGGAAGUGGCCCUGCUCAUUUACUUAAAACCAAAAAAGGUGCAUAUAAAAGUGAGCCGAGGUGCAACUUUUUCUGCUGGACGAAUGCAUCAACUAGAGUGUGAAUCGUGGGGAUCGGUGCCAGCACCUAGAAUGACGUGGCUUGUAGACGGCGAACUACUCAGACUGGCCGAUACAGUUAUAACGCACGGUCUCAACUCGAGCACAAGCGCUCUGGUGCUGCAACCCACGUUGCAAGACCACGGCAAAGAACUCACCUGCCGGGCUGAAAAUCCAAGAUUUCCCGGCGGAUUCGUCGAGGACAGGAUUCGAAUGAACAUUGCCUAUGUGCCGACUGCGUACGCAAAGCUCGGAGUUAACAUCGACCCACACAACAUCAAAGAAGGUGACAACGUUUACUUUGUGUGUGAUGUGACCGCAAAUCCACCAGUCAACAACAUCUCCUGGCUGCACAAUGAAAAUCCACUUUGGCAGGACGCGGAAAAAGGCGUCAUCAUGGGCGACAAGCGACUUUUGCUCAAAUCCGUUUCUCGGUCUGCUGCCGGCGCUUACCAGUGCGUGGCCUCGAACAGCGAAGGCUCUUCCAGAAGCGAACCUGCCCACCUCAAAGUUCUCUUUGCCCCUGGUUGCAAGGGAGUGGGUCAGCUGCAAAUGGGAGCCCUUCGGCACGAGACGAUCGGCGUGCGUUGCGAGGUGGAAGCCGACCCGCCCAUGGUGAGGUUCAGCUGGACCUACAAUCGUUCUAGGGACGUCCUGCACGUUCCUGGGGCGCGGGUGCACUCGAGCGGACUCACCUCGACCCUCGACUACACGCCCGUGAGCGACGUCGACUUCGGCACCCUCGCGUGUUGGGCGAGCAACUCCAUAGGCCGGCAGAAGGUGCCCUGUCUGUUCCACAUUGUGCCUGCGAAAACGCCGCGGCCCCCGGAACAAUGCACCAUCACCAACAGCAGCUCGGCGCCCUCAGGUCUUGAAGUGGUCUGCAUUGCUGGCGAGGACGGCGGUUUGCCGCAGUACUUUGUCCUCGAGGUGUCCGAAGCGAGGAACAACCCUCUAGACAGGCGGAGGGACGACUCGGAUCCGGACUCGGAAGACUCGGACGAACAGGUGGUGUCGGUGGGAGCGGCCGUGCAGGCGGACGGACCUGCCGGGCUGACGCCCAUCAGCAGGGUCGUUUCUCCGGAGCCUAAGUUUUUCCUGGAGAACUUGGACCCGGGGAGGAAGUACGAUUUGUCGGUUUACGCGGCCAACGCGAGGGGCAAGAGUGAAGUCGUGCUUCUGCCCAAGGUCAGGGUGUUUGCUUCGGAGGAGCACCGACUGGCUAGCACAGGCAACACAGUUGUAGACGAAGUGGCUCAACCUGCCGCUCUAGUUUUGGGUGCACUUGUGGCCGUAGCCUCGCUGGCCCUGUGCUGCCUAUUCGCAGCCGUGGCCACCGUACUUUGCCGGCAACGCCGCUCGAGCCGGCCGCGAGCAGCCGUCAAGCCGCCAGCCCCUGAGGAGGAAAAGCCGUCGGUCGAGUUGAGCGUCAUCAGCGCCCCUGCCACUGUCAGGCCGCACCGACACCUGCCCACGCAGCGCAGAAGUCAGGUCGAGGCUGAAAUGUGUCAGCAGCACGAGGCCUUGCUGGCCAAGGAGGCCGCGGUGGGGCCGGUUCACCCACCCCCGCCGCAGGAAGUGUGCGGCACCUGGAGAAGAAGUAAAGGGGAACUUCCUCGAAUCGUUGAGCCCGAUCUGAUCGUUUCCAAGGCCGAGGUUGUUCUCCACCUUCAGAAUUCCGGUCUGGCUUCGAAAACGAUACCGGCCGAAAUGUGCAUCGAGUUUCUCAGCAACUCCGAGCAAAUCACGCAAAUCUAAGAAGUGUUUGUUCAAGAAAAACACUUGUGACUGUUAAAAAAAACUGCAUUUAGAUUCGGCGCAACAGCCGUACAUAAAAAAGGAGCUCCGAAGUGGUCUGAAAAACAACGUUCUCCCGAAUCAGUGUGCCAGGAAAAAAUGUUGGAGAGAGAAAAAGUGUAUUUUUGUUAAAUGUGCUUGUUGGACUGAAACGGAUUCUACAAGUGCUAUAAAGAAAGAAAGACGCUUUUAAGGCGCGCGCCAAAUGCUCAAAUGUGGUCCAAUGGACAUAAGAACUUUAUUGCCGACGACCCUCUCCGAAAUUCGCUAAAGAUUUGUUGAAUGGAAGCCAAAAGAUUUUAUCUCUCUCGAGCUGAUUAAAGUCUAUGUAUUAUAAAAAUAUUUAUUUGUAUGCUAAUGUGCAAAAAUGUUCCCAGUGCGUGGAAAGAUAUAUACGAACACUUGUUCUUAUUACCAUUUGCGAUUGAAAUUUUAUAAAGAAACACGAAAAAUUGUCUUUAUAGUUGAUAGUAAAAGAAGAUUUUAUUAGAAUAACCCGCACGGAAUCUCCUGACAAAAAUAACAUUUGCUGUCUCAAUACCAAGAAAUGAACUCACACAAAUUUCGUAGCAAAUUUAUCGUUUACGUGUAUAUUUAUGUAUGAUGUACAAAUUAAUUUAUGUAGCCACUUUGUGUUGCCUUACUUAAAAAAAUUUUGCUGAAAGUCACGCAGAAUUCCUCAAAAGUCUUUUUGCGAAUCAGAGUUAAUUAUUCUCUUUGAAGUUUGCUGCCAAAUUAAGUUUCCGUCUCCAGUUUCUCUCUUUUGCCAAGCUCAAAAAAAUGCUCAACAGUGUGUGAAAAAAUGGUACGCAACACCAACUACAUUCUGCGUGGCUUGCUAUCUUUUUUUCCACUUGUAAAACGUUUUUUGUUGUGGAAAAAUCCGACAUUCACCGUUUUCGUUCUUCUUGACGCAAAACAGGGCAGAGCCAACUGCGAAAAAAAUCUCCGAGCGCGCUUGACGCGAGGGAAGUUGUGUUUGGUGUAACAAACAGCAAUUAAAGCAAUGGCUUAGAAAAUACGA